CUCAGUCGGUCACAUCACUCACCCUUCUAGUUUGAAUCAACAUGAAGUUCCGGUUCGUGGCUGGCGUCCUGUUGGGAGCCGCCGCUGUCGAUGCCUUCAAGCCGGCUGAAUACUCGUAUGAAUCUUCUGAGGCCGAUGAAAUCGAAAUUGCCAAGCAGUCAACUGGGAUAGUCAAAUACCAGUCACCGCCUCCCGACUCCCACCUCAUCCCCAAGACCAACUCUGAGAAUUCCGAUGAGAACUGGGAAGUUGUUUGUUCCAGUCAGAAGAAAGCCUACCAGUGCGAAUAUGCCAUCGACGACCGCAUGGACCGAUACUGGCAUAGCGAUUCCAGCACGGACGAGCCAUCAUGGAUCCAUAUCGAUCUGCAGAAGGAGUACUAUGUCUCCGGCUUGACAAUGCUGCCGCGCCUGGACGGUGACGGCAGCGAGGGCCAAAUUGGAGAGCACCGCAUCCAUCUGUCGCCCGACGGACUGAAUUGGACCGAGGUCGCCUAUGGAACCUGGGGAUCCAACAGAAGUCCUAAGAUGUCUGCCUUUGUUCCAACUCUGGCCCGUUUUGUCAAGCUCACUGCCGAGACUGCGUCUCACCCUCACUCGCAAACAAGGAAUGGGCCUAUUUCGAUUGUUAACAUGGCCGUGUACGCCUAUAACGAAGACACUUUCCCUGAAGCCAAGCCCAGCAAGGGUGGCGUUUGGGGUCCCACGCUGGAUCUUCCCAUUGUUCCCGUCUCUGCAGCGGUUGAGCAGCAUGGAAACAUCAUCAUGUGGUCUGCCUGGGCGGAUGAUCAGUUCUUCGCCUCCCCCGGUGGCAAGACCCUGACGACCACGAUGAACCGUAGUGGCAUCAUCACUCAAAGCGAAGUGUCCGAGACUAAGCACGACAUGUUCUGCCCGGGAACCUCCAUGGACAUUGAUGGCAACAUUGUGGUCAGUGGUGGCGCCGACUCCGGUCGCACCAGUGUGUACAAUGGCACCGCAUGGCUGAAGGGCCCUGCGAUGCAGACUCGCCGCGGCUAUCAGUCCUCCACCACCCUGUCGGACGGCCGUAUCUUCGUGAUCGGCGGUUCUUGGAGUGGAGGCGACAAGGUCGAGAAGAAUGGCGAGGUGUACUACCCCGGACCCAAUGCCCACUGGGAAAUGCGGAGUAACGCCAAGGUCGCCCCAAUGAUGACCGAUGACCGUCUCGGAGCCUGGCGCGCUGACAAUCAUGGUUGGCUGUUCGGCUGGAAGAAGGCCAGUGUCUUCCAGGCCGGUCCCAGUGUGAUGAUGCAUUGGUAUGACGUGGAUGCGAAGGAUCGCAAGGGUCGCGUCCGCGGCUCUUGGCAAGAAGCCGGUGAGCGUGGCGAGGACCAUGACUCGAUGUCUGGCAGUGCUGUCAUGUACGAUGCUACCAGGGGCAAGGUCCUCACCUUCGGCGGCCAGCGUCACUACGACGGCUCCUAUGGGUCCAAGAACGCCCAUAUCAUCACACUGGGAGAUCCCUAUCAGGAACCCAAGGUUGAAGUGGCCGGUAAGGGCCCCAAGGGGGAGCUCGAGGGUGGGAUGCACUACAAGCGUGUUUUCCAUACUUCGGUCGUUCUGCCCGAUGGCAAGGUCUUCAUUACUGGUGGUCAGAGUUGGGGCAAGCCUUUCCAUGAGGGGGACAUCAACUUCACCCCAGAACUUUACGAUCCUACCACCGAUACCUUCACCGAGCUUACCCGCAACAACAUCAAGCGUGUGUACCACAGCAUCUCAAUGCUGCUACCGGACGGAAGGGUGCUGAACGGUGGCGGUGGUCUCUGUGGUAAUUGCACUGCCAACCACUACGAUGCCGAAAUCUACUCUCCCCCGUACCUAUUCACUCCCAACGGUGCGGAGGCCCGGCGACCGCAGAUCAUCAGUAUCCCCGACGGUUUUCGGGUCACCGUUGGUGAGCAGAUCAAAAUCAAGACCGAUGAUUUCAUUGAGUCUGCCUCUUUGGUUCGUGUCGGAACCACAACACACACUGUCAACACCGACCAGCGUCGCAUUCCCCUCGACACUCUCAAGUCAGUGGGUCACCUUCAAUACAGUGCCAAGCUCCCCGACGAUGCAGGUAUCAUUCUCCCCGGGUGGUAUAUGUUGUUUGUCAUGGAUGCCAAGGGCACUCCUAGCGUUGCUAAGAUGGUCAAGGUUGAACUUCCAUCUACACCCAGCUAUGAAGCCAAUGUAAUCCCAGUGGAAGAAGAGGAUGGUGAACAGCGUUCUGGUCACAGUCAUGUUGGAGUGACUGUUGACUGCGAUGACGAUGAUGAGGUCAUGGGCAUCAUGUCCAUCAUGUUUGCUUCGGCAAGCAAGUUCUGGCGAAACUGGAGAGCUGCUCUAGUCUCCCAGCCUUAAGGGGUACAUGAGAUAGUAAAUUGUUGAUGGAAGCCUCCCAUGUACUAUAUAGCAUGAGAAAUGUCACAGC
Aspergillus homomorphus CBS 101889 is the source of this 2433-nucleotide messenger RNA. RefSeq names its product putative galactose oxidase. The coding region runs from base 42 to 2363 and encodes 773 amino acids. Gene Ontology annotation, molecular function: protein binding. Lineage: Eukaryota; Fungi; Ascomycota; Eurotiomycetes; Eurotiales; Aspergillaceae. The transcript has a single exon. The record is from RefSeq and is a predicted model, not a curated record.